This is a messenger RNA of Magnusiomyces paraingens, 684 nucleotides long. RefSeq lists its product as uncharacterized. Lineage: Eukaryota; Fungi; Ascomycota; Dipodascomycetes; Dipodascales; Dipodascaceae. The record is from RefSeq and is a predicted model, not a curated record. The transcript has a single exon. Bases 1 to 684 code for a protein of 227 amino acids.
AUGUCUGGCACUCUACCACCACUACCCCUUGUUCCUUACUGCGUGUCUCUUACGCUAACCAUUUUCUUAAGAACAUACCCGCAGGUGGAUUUGCAAUACGGAUACACUUGGAUGGACAGUGCAAAGCUUCUGGAGUCUAUGUCAGAUCGGUGGUGGGUUGCCGCAGCCAUGGGUAAGAUGGGACAGUCAGUGUUUAAACGGUUGGAACGAGAAGGUCAAGAGGAGUCAUUAAUGCAGUCGAAUCAUAAUAAAGAGCAGCAGAGUGAGCGAUCUGAGAAUGGUGAUGCAAAUGUGGUGAAAAAGGAUGAAUUGAGUUAUAACGGUUCUGUUUCUCAUGAGCAGCCUGUUCAACAAUCAGUUCAACAGCAACAAACAAUUGCUCCGCUGCAGCAGCAGCAGCAGCAGCAGCCACAACAACAACUGCAACAACAACAGCAGCUUCCUUCUCAGCCAUUACAACAGCAGAAUGAACUGCCGCCACCUCCUCCUGCUACAUUUGAGCCUUUUGAAUACCCGUACAUUGAAGACUCGUCUAGUACAGCAACACCUACAACAGUUACAACUGCAGGCAACACUGACCAGUUUCUUGAUAUGUUUUCGCAGUUGCCUAAUCCGACCUCGUUUCUUGAUCAAGCCAUAGGUACAGAUCUUUAUGAGGAUGUGAAGCAAUGGUUUGAAGCAUGA